This is a messenger RNA of Mytilus trossulus (common blue mussel), 2912 nucleotides long. RefSeq names its product WD repeat and SOCS box-containing protein 1-like. The coding region runs from base 186 to 1493 and encodes 435 amino acids. NCBI's taxonomy places the organism in Eukaryota, Metazoa, Mollusca, Bivalvia, Mytilida, Mytilidae. The record is from RefSeq and is a predicted model, not a curated record. Gene Ontology annotation, molecular function: protein binding. The transcript is spliced from 9 exons. Gene Ontology annotation, biological process: protein polyubiquitination; intracellular signal transduction.
AUGUGUUGCAUCAUGAGAUAAGGAUGAUAAGGGACUAUGAACAGGAAACCAGUACGUGCCAAAGUUUUGAUCUGUAGUGUGUUCAUCUCUUGAUCAAUUAUUUAGUGGAUUUCGUUGAUAAAAUAAGCAAUAAACACACAGUAUUCCAGAUUGGGAUCAUUGGAUAAAACAGUAGAACUUAAUAAAUGAGAACCACCUCUUCAAGACCUUCUGGGUUCCAGUGUAUAGAUUCUGAUGAUAUUAAACGUCUCAAGCAGACGGAUGUACAGUUACAUCCCCUUACAUUACCUAUAACCCAUAGAACCACCAGGUCCCCGUCAGGUGCCAAGACUUGUGCCUGGUCACCAGAUAAUACUUAUUUUGCUUGGCCAUGUGGUGGAGGAAAGGUUGAACUGGUACCCUGGGAUAACAGAGAAAACAAAAUAGUGUUAAAUGAGGAUAUAUUAUUAUAUGAAGACGCAGAGAAUGUAACGUUACAUUUAGAUGGAAAUUUACAACAACAGAAUGAACAGAGACCAACUAGAAUUUUAGAUGGGGUUGAAGUUGUUUGGUCCGUUGCCUUUGGAUCUGGUUCUACAAAAGGAGAUAAUACUUUGACGUGGAAACAUUUGAAAGUAGACGAGGGUCUGCUACUAGCCACUGGUCAUCAGAAUGGUAACAUUAAAGUUUGGGACUGUAAUACAGGCAAACUUCUCCUUAUGUUAAAAGACCAUAAAGACAUCGUUAAAAGUUUAAACUUUGCUCCAGAUGGAAGCCUUAUUCUUUUGUCAGGCUCCAGAGAUGGAACUAUUAAAUUUUGGGACCUUAACGACGAUGGAAAUAUGUAUAAAUCACUGCGAGGCAAUACUAAAUGGGUGUAUGAUACGAAAUGGUCACCCAAAUGUGAUAUGAUUGCUAGUGUUGGCAGUGGAAAAACUGUGAUACUAUGGGAUUUGUUGAAUAACUUUUCUCCGUCUCAUUUACAUGGACAUUACCAUGAUGUUAUUGGAUGUUGUUUCUCACCAGAUGGCGCCUUAUUAGCUACUGCAUCUUUUGAUACCAGAGUUAUAUUGUGGGAUGUAUAUACAGGACAGUCGCUUCAAGAACUUUGCCACAUGUACCCUCCUCCCCGACCAAUAUUUGCAGCUGGAGCGAAUGAAUUUUAUAUUCGAGGAAUCUCAUUUCAUCCACACGGUCAGAUGGUCCUUACCAUUAAUGAUGAUGGGUAUGUGAGAUGUUGGGACUUAGAAGAAGAUGACAAUGACCCAUCAUACGUUGUUGAGCAAGCAAAUGCUCUUUACUGCACAUUCUCACCAAAAGGUCAACGAAUCUCAGUCGGGGAUAAAGACGGAACGAUCAGAUUUUAUCAGACUCCGCCAAAAGUAGCUCGUCUCCAACAUCUCAGCCGAAUGGUCGUAAGGAAGCAUGUCAAAUCAACAAAAAUCGACUUCCUACGAUUACCGUGUAGAAUAAAGGAAUAUCUGAAGUAUCACAACUUCACAAAGACUGGAUAAAACAACAGUCAAAUAUUUAACUGACUUUUUAUAUUGUUAGUUUUCCACUCCCUGUUCCGACUAAAGAAUCUCCGAUUUCCUCUGGAGGGCAGCUAGGUGAUUGGGAAACUCUUAUGAUACAGCUUUAAAAACAAAACAGAUGGAUUGAAUAAUUUUCAUGGCACAUUGAAAACUUAUACAUUUGGUGCAUUAAAACUGAUGAAUAACUAUUUCUGAUUCAUCAAAGUUAUAAUUAAGUGAUUUCUUUUCAUCGUGUUUUAGUUUAUUAUUCUUCUUUCAGUCUUAUCCUAGAAUGAUAUGUUUAAAUACCUGUAAGUUGUGAUGUUUAAUGGUUGAUACUGAAUUCUAUGUAUUUAAAUGAGAUUAUUUUAUCCUAUUUCUUUGUCUGAAAUAUAGAUAAUGAUUGGUCAUCCUUAUAGAUAAUAUUUUAUUUACUUAAUAGGCUAUCAAGGAAAUGAAUGAAGAAUUAUAACAAGUUUAGAAUAAGCGUCACUUUUAUAUUAGUAUUUUCAGGAUGACCUUAUCUUUGCCAAAAUGUUUAUAUUUAUAUACAAAGUGCCUUUCUGUAAUUUACCAUAAGUUUUCUUUAAAAAAAUCCAGAUUUUCUACUUUGAUAAAAAUGAAAUAUGUCAAAUAAGAUUUUUUUUCCUGAUACAAACCAGGUACUGAUACUGUUUCAACAGACAAACAAUACCAUGGAAACAGUAAAACCAGUUUUAAUGAAACAUUCUUGAAAUGAGACUAGUUUGUCAACUUUACACUAUAUCAUUAAUUCAAAAAAGUUUGAAGGUGUACCUCCAUAUAAUAAUGAUUCGAUUGUUAUUAGUUGAUAAAUUUUUUAAUAUUUUUUAACAAUUUUGAAAUAAAGGGACCAAAAAAGAGGCUUAAUAGUACUUUCUCUUUUUAACAUGGAUUUCUUUUUUUUUAUUUCAAAUUAUCAUUUUCAUAAUGACAGAAAAAGGUUUCAUGUAUUUGGGUUAAUGUAGCAUGAAAGGACUUUAAAUUCAAAGUUAUAAGUCAAAGAGCAUGCCAAGAACUGAAUGAUUUGUAUGGCUGCUCACAGCUCAGAAGAUAGGCAUAUCAGUAAGAAAUAGAAUAUGCUCUAUACCACAUACAUUAAAUAAGAGUUAAUUCCCUUGAUAACAUACUUUAAAUUUAGAGUAAUUUCCACUGAUAAAUUCCAUCUUUGUAUUGAGGUAUUUCAAGGUAUUAUUAAUUAACAAAACCACAUUAACAGUUCUAAAACUCCCUCAAUCCUUUAUUUUAUAUGUAAUUUUUUCUGUUUAUUUGUUAUAUAUUAUUGUUAAUUAUGUCAAAUUUUUUUCCAGGUGUUUUUUUUGGCCUGUGUACAUAUUUUCUUAUACAUAUGUAUAGAUGUAAAUAAUUGUACAGCUUUGUGAUUAAAGUAAUUAAUACUCC